This is a messenger RNA of Penicillium coprophilum, 228 nucleotides long. RefSeq lists its product as uncharacterized. The coding region runs from base 1 to 228 and encodes 75 amino acids. The record is from RefSeq and is a predicted model, not a curated record. Lineage: Eukaryota; Fungi; Ascomycota; Eurotiomycetes; Eurotiales; Aspergillaceae. The transcript has 3 exons.
AUGGAUUUCAUCAAGAACGCAAUUUCCAGCAGUGGCGGCCACGAGGACAAGCCUGUCGAGAACAACACCCAGCAGAACGACGAUUACGUUGACAAGGCCUUCGCUGCCGGUGUCAAGAAGUCUGGCUACAACAUCGACCGCAACAUGCAGGAGAAGAUCACCGACGGUGCCCGCGAGGCCUACGAGAAGGCCACUGGCAAGCACGUCAACGAGAAGAUCUCCAACUAA